CUGAGCGGAUUAAAUCCUCAGUGAGUCUCAACUCAGUCUGGACAGAAACAGCUGAGCUCUGGACAGAAACCUCGGGAUUUUAUCUUUGUUUGUUUGUUUAUGUUUAUUUUUAGUUUAUUCGUUUAUUUCUUAGAUUAACAGAGUUUUGGAGCCACUUUGAUAUUGGGGUUUUCUUGGAAGAAAAAGUGACAAUAAAAGAGACAGAGAGUCCAGGAAAGUGUGUUUUUAUCUGAGGAGGAGCUCACUGCAGGUGCAGGACAACAGUCGACAGGCUCGCGUGUCCAUGUGGUCUCCACAGCAGCACAGUGGUACGUACAGUACAGUGGUCAUUCUCCCUGGGAAUUCCUGGAAUGUCCUGGAACGCCCUGGGUGCGACUCAGACAUACUCGGACCACACUUCCUGUUUCCUCAUAGCCACUGACGACCCUCACUUCCUGUUUGGUCCGUUGGCUGUUAAUGCUACGUCGGAAAUAAAACAGAGACAGAGAAGAGUUUCCUUCUGUUCUCUGGUCACUGAACAACAAGCUCAGGAAACUUUAUUUUUUGGCCUGACUCACACAUCAUGUUUGAUGAUGGGCAGGGCUGACACCUGCUGCUGUAGGUGGCUAUCAAAAGUUAGCACAGCAGUGUUUGUGUGGCCUUCACCACUGCCAGUAUGACGGCCUGGUCCCAGGGCACUGUUUACUGUCUCUGCUCCUUCUUCACCAUGUGAACCUCUGACAGUAGUGUCCUCUCUGUGCGCCCCCUGCAGGCCAGCAGCUGCCCACUGAACCCAGGGAAGGGGGUGUGAUCCAGGGGUGAGAGCAGCAGCGGACGUCCUCUCCCUCCACACACUGAAGUGGAACAUGCUGUAGCCACAUAACAGCUGGUCAAGAUGAUGGCCUCAGUGGUUGUCGGGGGCAACCGGAAGACGUCUCUCACACUGAGAGGAGUGGACCCGGAGACCUGCAUGAUCGUGUUCAAGAACCACUGGGCUCAGGUGGUGAAGAUCCUGGAGAAACACGAGCCGGGUCGUAGCAGCACCGGCGCAUUGAGUUUUCUUUCUGGUCAUGGUGGUUCUGGAGCCUUACGCCUCGGUCCAAUCCCGGCAGACGAAGCCAGCGCCGUCCAGAACUACGUGGAACACAUGCUAUUCCUGCUGAUGGAGGAAGAGGCGGGGAAAGGAGGAGCCAUGGGUCCAAUCCUGGAGUUUGUGGUUCUGGAGGGUGUGAUGGAAAGGCUGUUCCUGUGGAGCCUGAGGAGGCAGUUCACGGAAGACAUGAAGCUGGAGCAGCUCAGGAUGUACCAGAUGCUUCUGUCUCAGGCCAAACAGCCUCUGCUGCAUCAUAAACCGGUUCUCCGGCCGCUCAUGAUGCUGCUCGCCUCGUGCGCCGGACCUGGAACCGAUAGUGGCGGUGUGGUGGAGGCGGAGCUUGUCCUCCUGCUGUACCAGCUGUGCGUCGCUCUGGUCAAAGACUCAUCAGUGCUCGAACUGUUUUUCCACACGAGUGAAGACCAGGGAGCCGCCAACUUCCUCCUCUUCUCCCUGCUCAUACCAUACACACACAGACAGGGUUCAGUGGGUCAACAGGCCAGAGACGCUCUGCUGCUCAUCAUGUCUCUGUCUGCGUCUGAGCCUCGAGUCGCUCAACACAUCAGUGAGAACACGUACUUCUGUCCUGUGUUGGCCACAGGUCUCUCUGGUCUGUACUCGUCUCUUCCUGCCAGGCUCCAGGUUUACAGUGAAGACUGGCAUUGUCUGGAGCAGGCCGACUGGCAGCAGGUUCCGGCUCUCGUCCACUUCCUGCAUUCACUGGACUUCUGUAGUGCCGUUACCAGGGUCGCUCAUCCCUCCGUCCGCUCUCAGUUGCUGGGUUACAUUUACAAUGGCUUCCUGGUUCCAGUCCUGGCUCCUGCUCUGCACAAGCUGACAGUGGAGGAGGUGAUGACCACGACGGCGUACCUGGACUUGUUCCUGCGCUCCAUCUUUGAGCCCGCCCUCCUCCAGAUAUUCCUGUCCUUCAUCCUGCUGCACACGCACGACAGUGUGCAGAUUCUUGACACACUGGUCAGCCGGGUCAACACACCUUUCCAGUUGGGUACAGUGUCACUGGCCCUGUUCAGGACUCUGAUUGGUCUCUUCUGUGAGGACGUCAUGCUGCAGCUCGUCUUCAGGUACCUGAUUCCGUGCAGCCACCUGAGCAGGAAGCAGCUCUCGUCCUUAAAACAGAGGGACUGCCACGCCUCCAGCGCCACCUCCUUCCUGCUCCUCAUGCCCUCCUGGUGCCCCGUGAACCUCCACAACACAAACUCCCACUCUGAGCACAUCCACUGGGCCAAAGGAGCAGACCUGUCUGUAUCAGACAGCGUCGGUUACUGGCGUGGGUCGGACUUCCUGAUGGAUGUGAACUACCUCCACUACCUCUUUGAUGCCCGACAGGCCAUUUCCACUUCUCACAGGGCAUGUCGGCUCUGGUCAGCCCCGUACGACGGGAUCAACCCUUCACCUGAGGGAUCCCGAUCAGACACACCGGGGGGUGACGUAAAAGACCAAGAAGAAGAAGAAGACGGCGAAGAAGAAAUCAUACAGCGAGUUACGAGUCCUCCGUCCUUGGCCAUCUCGCCCACCCCCUCCUCCUCAGACAAACAGACAGGAAGAGUCAGUUCUGCCCUGGAGUUGGAGUGGGAUGAUGACAUUUUUGCAGACGAUGAACCUUCUUCAUCAGCGACCACAAACUCUGGGAUUGCAAAUGGCGGCGUGACUGUGGGUGCGUGUGUGCUGGCGCCUGCUCCUCCUCUACCUCCUCAACACAUCCAGGAGAUGAGACGCAGUGCAAUCAAGUUGGUGAACGGUUCAUACGUAGAGGAAUCAGAGUUUCAGGACGACAUUCUGGUCUACGAUCUUGUCGCCCAGAAGGACACAAAGGCAGCCCUUUUGGAGCGAAUCAUGGCAGCGAAUCAAUGCCGAAGCAUCAAAUAUGGCCACCGAGCAUCCUUGACAAUGACGUCGACAGUUGCGGCGAUGUUAGCAAAGAGCAGAGGCGAAUAUCACGGAAAGGAGGUGGAGGAGGAAGAUGAGAAGAACAGGUUGGAUGUGCGAGGAGAGCAGGAAAGACGACAAGCCUUCACCAGUGGAUUCAACAAAAACAGUAACUUCAUCGAGGAAUGUGACAACGCUGAGGACGAGCAAUCAUCUCAGAAAAGCUGCAGCCUGAAUAACUUCACGACUGUCAAUCAAAGAAAACAACAAAAACAACAUCUGACACCAUGCUCACUGACAAACAUGUUACCCAGCAGCCACAAAGAAGCUGAGCAACGUUCUACUUUCCUUUCUGAAACCACUGCGAGGUCUCUCAGUCUGCCCGACAACAACAGCUUCCUGUCUCAGUACCACAAGCUCAUGCUCUCUCUUGGGGCGGAGCCAGACUUUGACGAUAUCACCGACAACAUCAGCAUAUUCAGGAGGCGGGUCCGAGCCCUCAGGCAGAAACUGGAGGAGGAAGACGACGAGGGGCUCGGAGAAGAGUCAUUCUUUAGCUCCUCCUUGGAUGACAGUGAGGAGGAAGAGGAGGAGGAAGGAGAGGAGACGAGGAGAUAUGGAGUUCCUUUUACAGGUCCCUUCAUCAGUGUCCUGUUGUCCCGCCUGGAGAACCUUCUGGAAAACUCCAUCGCCGUGAACCUGCUGGUGACAGGGAUCCUGGCCCAGCUGGCGUCAUACCCACAACCUUUGCUGCGGUCGUUCCUGCUCGGCACGGACACAAAACACAACCAGACCAACGUACGCACGCUGUAUCAGGUGUUGGUGUCGGUUCAUGAUCAGAUUGAGCGCUACGUGGCGUCCAGACCAGAAUACCCAGGUCUGGUCGCUCAGGCCUGGAGGUUCUUGUUGGCCAAAGACCAGGACAGCAAGUUUAGAGAGUCCCUGGAGUCUCAGGGUGGCACCAGCGUUGUCCCCCAGGAGCCCCGUCUUCCCAACGGCUCUGUGAGGAACUGUGUGGCCCCGCCUCCUGUCAGCGCUCUGCCGCCGUGCCCUGCGAUCCCACCCCAAGCCAAGAGCCGAGUGUUCGCCAUCGUCCUGUAUGCCGAGUUUCUCAAAGAGCUCGCCGCUGUCGCCCAGGAGCACAGCGUCGCUCUGGACUGUUCUGAAAACCAGAGGAACUGAAAUACAAAAGCACUAAACACAAAUAAUCUGAUUCACCAACCAGAUUAUGGAGGGUCUUUGCAUAGAUUUGUACAGUACAUAUAUAUAUAUUCCUGGCUGCACUUGAAUAUUUCCAUGGUAUUUAUGUUAACGAAAGUUAUUUGUCUACACAUUUGUCGGGUCAGUGCAAAUAGUUUUCUACACUUUAUUUCUUUAAUCUUUAAAAAAUAAAAUGAUGUUAAUGGUCUUAAACCAUAUUCUGACGGGAUUAGUUUUACAUGGAGAGGUGAAGGUAAAGCGUCUCAGGUUAGUGUGUUUAUGUUGACGUUAAAAGUCAGAUUUUAGUCAAAGACGAAGACAAUAAUUCGGUCACGUAAACACUUUAGUCUGAUUAAAAUCAAGCUAGUCUUAGUCAGACUAACAUAUCUGGAUGAUGUGAGUCAUGGUCUGAUUAAUAUUUUAAAAGACCAUACGUUAAAACCAGCACAUAAAACACAGUGAUGGAGAAGUUUCAUUCUCAUUUUUGGAAUCAUUUUCAACUUCCUCUUAGUUUUCUUUUGCCAACUGUUUCAAAAAUAAUAAAAAAAAACAAUAAUCUUUCACGUUGCACACCACAGUCAAUAUUAUACAAAGUAACAUUUUUCCCUCGUUAAUCUGUUGUGUCAUAUAGUUGCCUUUCAUCGACCAGUGACAAUCAGAGACUCAAAUGUUUCUUCCAUUGAAAAUAUCUGAUUUAUUGUUGUUUAUUGUUAUCACGUGUAAAUCAUGUGACUUGUCUUAUUUGUGGUGCGUUCAGGUCAAAUAUGAAACAUGGUACACUGUUGUGGUUUGUUUUUUUAAGAAAAAUGUGUUGUAUAAAUAAACCGUGACCUUUGACCUACAGUGGAUCAGAGUCUGCGAUCUUCACUUCCUACGUUUUCAUGUCAACAACCAAAGCCAGGCCUCUGGGUCACGCAGUGCUGCCACCCGCCAUCCAAACCUGCAGCUGCAGCCAUGAAGAUCUACCUCCACAGACGUGAAGAACAUGUUGCAAAGCUCCUGCAGCGAGGAGAACCUGAGGAGAAGCUGAGGAGAACCUGACUUUACAGCUGAUUUCACGUUGACUCCUCUGAGCGUGAAGCUGCGUCCCUCCCCAGUUCCUGAAUCUGAGCUUCAUGAUGUGAGCUGACACAGUAGGUGUGGUGGUGACGUCUGCGCCUCUGUCUGUGGUUUGCUGGUUCCUGUCUCUGUGCAUACAGUGGCGACACAUGACAGAAAGAUAACGGAGACCUGCUCCCGUCAGCUGGAGAAACUGAAGCCAGUGGUCUGGAUUUUGGAGGAGCAGAUGGAGAUGAUGGUGAUGAUGAAGGUCUACCUGCUGCUGUGGACUCUGCUGGGUGCGGUCAUCGCUUUACCAACGAGUGGUGGCAAUAUUGAAAUGGAUGAUGAGGAUCUUUCACUAGAUGGCAGCGGUGACUUGGGGUCGUCUUCUUUGUCUUUCUCAGUCAACACCACCAGUGCCUCCUCAGCUCUCAACGGCGCCCCCUAUCUGGUCUACGUUCCCUUGGUUUUGUACAUGUCGGCGCACUGAAGACAUUUGUGUCACCUGUGUUGUGACUUUGUUUGUCUUCAAAUAAUAAUUGUUGUUGUUUUUUUAACUCCAGUUACCGUGGAUUUGACCGUUUGCAGACGAUGUAACGUGUUAUCUGUCAAUAAAACUGCUAAAAAAGUGAA
Solea senegalensis (Senegalese sole) is the source of this 5833-nucleotide messenger RNA. Its product is annotated as FHF complex subunit HOOK interacting protein 1A-like. The record is from RefSeq and is a predicted model, not a curated record. The transcript has 20 exons. Bases 875 to 4141 code for a protein of 1088 amino acids. NCBI's taxonomy places the organism in Eukaryota, Metazoa, Chordata, Actinopteri, Pleuronectiformes, Soleidae.